AUGUCUACUGCAAACAUCCAUGAAAUCGAUACCGUCUUAAGCACCCUACGUAUAGAAGGCGAUUCCAAUUUAGAACCAUUCUUCCAGGAAUUUGAAACCCUAUAUGAAAAGAAACUAUGGCAUCAAUUGACAAAAUCAUUAAUUGAAUUCUACCAUCAACCUUCCUCGGUUUCACUAAGAUUAAGAUUAUACGAUACCUUCAUUUCUAAAUUCUAUGAUAAAAUUAAUCAAUUAGAUUUAAUUGAAUUCCUUUUAUUAUCAUUAAAGGACAAUUCAAACAUUGAAGAUUCUUUAAAUUAUUUAAAUGAUUUGAAAAUGAAUUUCAUUCAAUUGGACAAUGAAAAUAAAAGAAAUACAGGUUUAAAAGAUCAUAAAUUCGGUUGUUUACUAAUUGAUAUUGAAAUUGCAAGAUGUUAUUUACUUAAAGAUGAAUUGAUUAGAAGUAGAGAAUUAUUAGAUAAAAUUGAAACUAAAUUCAAUUAUAAUUUAAAUAUUAAUCCAAUCCCAUUAAAAUUGAAGAAUGCCUUUUACGCAGUUAAUUCUCAAUAUUUUAAAUUGAAAAAUGAUUUUAAUUCAUUCUAUUAUACAAGUUUAUUAUAUCUAUCAACUUUAAAUGAUAAUGAAAAUGAAAAUGGAAAUGAAAGUUCAUCCUCCUCUUUCUUAAACGAAAUUGAUUGGAAGAAUUGUGCAUAUGAUUUGUCAAUAGCUGCUUUAUUAGGUGACAAGAUUUAUAAUUUUGGAGAACUAUUAAAUCAUCCAAUAAUGUCAAACAUCUUAAAUGACCCCAAUUAUCAAUGGUUAUUAAAUUUAUUAAAUUCAUUGACAAAUGGUGAUUUUAAUAAAUUUGAUAAUUUAAUAAAGCAUGAUGAAAAUUUGAAAAAAUCAUCAAAUUCAAUACUUUUGAAACAUGAAGAUUUCUUAAGACAAAAAAUCUGUUUAAUGACCUUAAUCGAAACUGUCUUUGCUAAGAAUAUUAGAACUUUAACUUUCAAUGAUAUAUCAGUGGCUACUCAUUUACCAGAAGAUAAUGUAGAACAUCUAAUCAUGAGAGCUAUUAGUUUAGGUCUAUUGAAAGGUUCCAUAGAUCAAGUUAAUCAAUUGGUCAUCAUAACUUGGGUUCAACCAAGAAUCAUUAACUUCGAUCAAAUAGAUAAAAUGAAAAACAGAUUAGUAGAAUGGAAUGAACAAGUUAAGGCGCUAGCUGAAAAAAUGGAAGAAAAGGGUAAGCCAAUUUGGGUCUAA
Messenger RNA from Naumovozyma dairenensis CBS 421, 1242 nucleotides. It is a transcript of the gene RPN9, whose product is annotated as proteasome regulatory particle lid subunit RPN9. The record is from RefSeq and is a predicted model, not a curated record. Gene Ontology annotation, molecular function: structural molecule activity. The transcript has a single exon. The coding region runs from base 1 to 1242 and encodes 413 amino acids. NCBI's taxonomy places the organism in Eukaryota, Fungi, Ascomycota, Saccharomycetes, Saccharomycetales, Saccharomycetaceae. Gene Ontology annotation, cellular component: cytosol; nucleus; proteasome regulatory particle, lid subcomplex. Gene Ontology annotation, biological process: ubiquitin-dependent protein catabolic process.